CCCCUAAUGUAGUUGCAACAUCGUGUCAGAAAGCCUGUGUCUUCUCUGCAGCGCACACUGCGCUCAUGCUGCUCCGGAUUUUUAACCUCCGCUUUCUUUUUUGUUUCUUUUUUGUUUACACGGAACUACUGCUUUAGUGUUGGAAUAUAUUAACUGAUCCACCCGAGUCAAAAUGCGCUGUUUUCCAAAACAAGGCUAGUAGAUGCUGACCUGAGCUCUUUUUGGUGUGUGAGGGACACAACCUACAGAUGGAGUCGAGGGUUGCCCACCACAUUCCUGGAGUCUCUUCGUCCAUGAUGGUGCAGCCUUUGCUGGACAGCAGGGUGCCUUAUGGUCGGCUCCAGCACCCCUUGACCAUCUAUCCUAUCGACCAGAUGAAAUCCUUGCGCGUGGAAAACGACUACAUUGACAGUCCUGCAGUGGUGUCACAGCAGCCCCCGAGCCACAAGGUGGCCACCAGGGGGCAGGAGGUCCUGCUCGGAGCUCAACACCACCCUCACCUGUCCCGCUGCGAGGCCCCAGACGCCACCACCCACCCCUGGAUCUCCUUCAGCGGCCGGCCCAGCUCCAUCAGCAGUAGUAGCAGCACCUCUUCCGAUCAGCGGUUGCUCGAGCAUGCGGCACCCACCCCUUUGGUGGACUCUUUUUCCAGUGGUGGAGGCCAUGCCAGGAUCCUGGGUACAGAGCAACCAAAGCUUCCAGGGUCCAAACCCCAGCACUCAAAACCAGGGGUAGCUUUGCCCACUGAGAAAAACCAUAUGCCUUUGUGUGACAAGUGUGGAAAGUGCAGGUGCACGGAGUGUACGUUGCCCCGGACCCUUCCCUCAUGUUGGGUGUGCAACCAGGAGUGUUUGUGCUCAGCUCAGAACCUGGUGGACUCAGCCACCUGCAUGUGCCUAGUCAAAGGCGUGUUCUACCACUGCACAGAGGAUGAGGACGAGGAAGGCUCCUGCGCAGACAAGCCGUGUUCCUGUUCACACUCAAACUGCUGCGCACGCUGGUCCUUCAUGGCAGCCGCUUCACUCGUGCUGCCAUGCCUUAUGUGCUAUUUGCCCGCCGUGGGUUGUGCCAAGCUCUCACAGAAAUGCUACGACAGCCUCAGGCGCCCGGGCUGCCGGUGCAAAAAUGCUCAGGCCUGCAAGGCGGCAGAGGUCAAGAACUGUACUCUGGAGAAGCAGGCCUCAUGAUGUCAUGUCCAAAAGAAGGCUACAAAGAAGGACUUUGAGCAGAAGGUGGCAGAACCUUCUCCAGUUCCUGCGUACUUCCCCAAAUCAUGGUACUUAAAGGGUUCACGCUUGGUCCUUACUGUCGUAGUGUAAUGCCACAAUGCUCAGUCAUGACAUUUGCUAGGAUGGCUGAACGAGUCUUAAGUUUAACUACAAAGAGAUAAGGCCUAUUUUUUCCCGUUGGGGUUUUCUCUGUGGGAUCAAAGUGCUCUGCUAUUUCACCCUCUAGUUAAAACAUUUGCCGUCACAGAAUGCUGCAAAAUUGUCUGUUUAUUCCUUUGGUGAUUUCACCUUUGGGUGGUUUGGAACAGUCAAAGUAAAUAUCACCUAUUCAAGAGCAUUCUAUACUUUGGCAAUCCCUCCCCGGAUCUGGCACUGAGAAAAGGUUGCAGUGCAUUCCAGGCUGAUAACACGUUACAAUCAACAACAACAAAAAAAAACUAGACUUUAUACCUCCAUGCCCACUUAUAAGCUUGUUAUAGAGCUUUUCCUCCCCUUUCUUGAGGUGAGAACCGAAGGUAUCAAUCAUUGUUUUGGUCAAAGGACAUUGAGUUCCUUUGUUACCGAGAAAUGCAAUUUUACUACUUUGGAAAAUAAGCAAGAGUCCAGAAUUCACCUCUGCAGAAUAGCUCGCUGUCCGUCAUCUUAGGGACAGGUUUAUGGGGUUUUAAUAACAAAUGACUUUCACAUGUUUUCAAAUGCAUGUCACCAUACGUGAACUUCCACAAUACUUCUCUUCCAAAUAUUAGCAGUUUGAUUUGUUAUAGAAAAGAUAUCACCUCAGGGAGCACAAUUUUCACAUAUUAUGUAUAGUAUGUAACUACAACAUGGUAGUCAAGUGAAUAGGGAACUGCUACACACAUUUGAUAAAAAAAAAAAAAAACAUCCAUAAGCUACAGGACAGAAUGGGUCAGCAGGAGGGCUAUCCCAAAAUAUUCACCGUUCACUAAGACACCUAAAAAAAAAACCGAAUGACAAGCACAGCAUUAUGUACAAAUGCAUGUACAAUUACUGUAAUUAGUGAAAUUCUACUAGUUUGCCAUGUACCAGACCCCUCCAGGUGUACUCUACUCUUCAUAGGAUUCACUAUUAUGCAGUUUUGUGGUUUGUCUAGAAUUAGGCCUACAGAUCAUUUGCCAAAGGAGCUCUAGUUUGUACAUUUUAGUUUACGUGGGUAAAGCUUUUUCUGAUCUAACAAACCAACUCCACAGUGCGGUACGACGUGUUCCGAACGCUCAGAUUCUUGGACGCGAGGGAAAACGGCGAAAGCCACCUUUUCGUAUACUAAAUUCCCACGCAUCUCAUUUAAUCAAACCUUUCAACAUUCUAUAUUCAGAUGUUUGUACCCAUCUUUGUUGCACAAAUCAGAAAAGCAGAAGUAAAAAACACUACUGUUCUUAGUCUUGAAUGUAUAAAAGGCUAGGGUUUAAGUCUUUGCAAUCUAAUUCGUGGAUAGGUGCCAAAGUAGAGACGAGCGAGGAGGCUUGCGUAGUUGUAUAGGUGAAAAGUUGCAGAUGUAUCAUUAAUAUUCUAGAAUUAGAACUAUGCAGGAUACACGCUCUUGUAAAUAGUGUCGAGAAACUAGCCGUCUUAAAGAUGCAUUUCAAAUGUCCUAAAGAAUUGCAUGGUACAAUUUAAUUACGAUUCAGUACAAAAGUAUAUAUAGAUGAAUAUUAUAUUUUUGGGAGGGCUGGGUGUGGGUGGGGGUCAGAAUUGUGUGGUUGUGCAGUAGAAGGCAAAGGUCUUUCUAUUAAAAGCACUUCAUUUAGAAAAGUGUGCCAGGCAAUAAAAAUACCUCUGUUUAUGCUAACCAUGCCUCAUUAGCACGAAAGGCAUGGCUAAGGUUCCUCUGUGCCCCUGAAACUGUAGAUUUAAUUGAAUCCACUGAAGGAAUGCUGUUUCAGCAUAAGCCGGUUCCAUUUGUACGUGUUUGUUGUGGCCACAGCUUUUUUCCCUUCAUCUUAAAAUGGUGAAACAUCUUCUGUGCUUGAUUGACAUAUACAGCUGCUGCAUGAACUUGUCUGAGAGGAUAUGGAGCUCUCUCUAGUAACAUUCCAUUCCUUCUUAUUCCAAGAUUUCUAGCCUUUACACCCAAUCCCCCCCUUCCCCAAACACACACACACACACACACACACACACGCACUGUUUGCAUUGCUGCAAUGUAAUUUGACCUUUAUAGAAAUGUUCUUCCUUUCCACAACACCGAGUAGAAGUGUUAAGGAUGCUGUGACUAUGUUUUGCUUGAUUUGAUUUGAUUUGAUUUGAUUUGAUUUUAAAGGUACACUUUUCUUGGCCAUUAGCGUUUUUCAAACAAUUGGUUUUGCCCCAAUUAAGCAACCUUCCACCCCUAGGCUUGUACUCUCUGCAUUUCUUUUGCUUUUGCAUUCUUACUGUUGAUAAAAGAGCAAUGUGCUUUCGUUUUGUUUUAAACAUGGCAAAAAAGGAAAAAAAAACUCCCACAUAUUAAAAAAAUGUCCCUUUAUAGAUAUAUUUAUUUUGAAGUUCUAUUUUAUAUAGUAUUUAUUUAGAUGCCUACUUUUGUGUGUGAAUAAAAGCUUAUGUCAAAACAGAAUGUACAAUUGAAAUGGAAAAAUAUAUAUUGUUAAAUAUAAAACGUUGUGGCGUCUUUUCUUCCUGCUCCAUUACACACAGAUGCUAUUGGACUAUAAUUAUCAUUAAACUCUCCAAGAUUUUUCAAACAGUCCCAAGAUAUGUGAUAUAUUACAUUUCAAAUCAGUUACAGCGAGAGACUAAGAGAAAACAUCGGGUCAGUCGACCAGCUGCUCCUCAGCAAAUCGAUAGUGUUUGUGCAGCUUGAUGUUCUGACCACUAAAAUGUCUUGGUCUGUUUAUAAUUAUUACACCACGAUGGUGCUCAUGUCAGUCAGUAAAAUAACCUUUCGAUAGAACUAAAACAAGUGCUUCUUUUGGCUGAUCAAUAAUUUAAGUGCACUCGGUGGAGGAAGAAGCCUACAAUCCAGCCAGUUAGUGCCGACGUCCCUCUGUGUUUACGCGGUCACUCUCCUUCCUCUCUGUGUCUGUGUGGUCAUGAGAUUCCAGCACAAACCUAGAAUUCUGGUGAGCAAUACUGUAAUCUUAAUUAUAUAAAACAUAACUUUGCUACAUCUGGAUUUUAGGUUUCUCCUAAACAUGACUUUUAUUGAAUUCAGGAUGUGGGCAGACCAAAGGAAAGAAGACUUUGUACUGCACUAUAAUGAUAUUUCAGAUUUUUUCAUAAGAGAAUUUUCCCAAUAAAAGACAUCACUCUGUAGGAUCUUUCAGACACAGCUGUUGAUUUUCUAGCAAGAAAAAAAACGGACCGUGUUUUCCGAUCUCGUAUCCAGCGUUCCCGGGAGAAGCUCCGGCUCCACUGUGACCUUGACGGGGAUAAAGUGCUUUCUGAAGAUGAAUGAAUGAAUAAGUGAACAAUGAAUGAAUGUAGAACGAGACAAAAGGACAAAUGGUGCCAAACUCGUACUGGAAGUUUUAACAAAGAAAAACGAAAACACAUUCCUUGUUAUUCAUCUCCAGUGUCAUUCAUUUGCAGUGAAAUAAACAGGAGGUUGUUUGAGGGUGGAGUGAACCGGGCUUCAGCUUCAAACAAAUUAGGACAGGAAACUGAAAUUAGAGUUUGAAUUUCAUCUCCAUUGCUUUUUGAAAUAAUGAUCAAUUUCCUAUCUUACAGACAUCUACGCUGAGAUUUACACAAACCCCCAGAUUUUCAACAAGACAAAAUAAACGCUGCUGUUGAUUAUUUCCUCGUCUCAUAGCACAACGUUCCUGUAGGACGUUUUUGAUCAGAUUUUGGCUUCACUGCUCCGUGCAUGACUGCUUUAUCUACAGCAACAAAUAACAAAAAGUUGGAGACUCUCAUUUUGGUCUUUCCACAUUAUCUCAGAAGGGUACUAAGACUGGACUGAGACCAGAAUUUGGGAAAGAAAAUACUUUCAGUAUUUAUCUUUUAGUAUUUAUGUUCAUCAAAUUCAAAGAGUCAAUAAGAAUUUCCUUCCAUUUUAUAGCAAACCUGGAGGCUUGAGAAUAGCUCCAUUUUGCAGAUCGCAUUCUGCUCAGCUGCUUUAAAAUAAUUUUGAUCUAGUUUGUCUUUACGAUGAUGGACACGGAAGUGUUAAAGGCUUCAGAUUUCAGGAUGUUGGAAAUGGGCUCUUGUAGAUAAUUUGCUUUUGCAUAUUUUCCACUAAUAGAAAGAUUCAGUCUCGUCCUGCACUUCCUCAGUUUUGGGAGAAAAUCAGAUCUGUCUCGCCAGAAGUCCAUUAGGUUGGGUCCAGCGAGACGAUUUUACCUUUUGUUUUCUUGUAUUUUUCUCACUUCAAAACAUGCAGGCCGUCUUUGUCCUUUUCUUCUUACCUGUGCACCUGACUUCCAGAGCUCCACCCCCACAUCGCUUCCGCUCGACAUCCUGACAAUAGAGAGAGUCCUUGCUAUUCAGCAGCACUGCUUGUCAAUGCCUGAGGCUACACACACACGCACAAACACACACCCAGUCUCCUGCCGAACCUGUUGUCCUGAAAUAUUCGCCUGUCUCACCUGCAUUAAAGCACAGCGGCUCAACAUCACACACUUUUCUGUUUGCAUCAGUGACGAACAUUUGACUCACAGGAAAUGAAAAUAUGUCGCGGUGGUUUAGAUUAUUCUGAUUGAUGGCAAAUUACAAACUAAAAAUUCAUUUGAUUGAGCAUUAAAGAGGCAUUAAUUAUAUUCCCUGCUUUAUCCAAGUAGAAACACAAUGAAAUCUCAGUCAUUAACCUCAGUCUGGCUGCAAUCUGCUUCUUUCUCUUUCCUGCAGACUGAAGCACUUUUCUCUUCUACACUGUACGGAAUUUUAUUAGUUUUAGGACGUUUCUAUUACAUUGCUAGGUAUUUUAUUUUAAAUGUCUGCAGACUUACCACUUCCCAAAUAAAAUCUGUACAGAUAAAGAAAACCAAAUAUCUGAUUGCAGAAAUGCUUUCUGACUGCAUUCUCUGGAGUAUUUCUAAUGGGGUCUGAUUCACAACAAUUAGUACCGUAUGUAGAAAAUCUGAAAUUUUACUCCUGCGUCUGGCACCGGACCUGGCCGAGUCGUGUGGGCGGCCAUUUUGUACCAUUCGGGCUGCGUGGAAAGCUGGGCCAGCCAUCGCAUUUCCGAAGUGAACUCAUCCAUGGUGCCUUGGUUCAAGAAAACGUCCUCUCACAGAUGACAUAUUGCAAAACUCCUGAGCACAUCUGGUGCUGUACUCAUCUCCUCCUCCUCCUCCUCCUUCCCUCUUUCUUUUCCUCUUUCUCUCCCCCCUCCUUCUUGUUCCUUCUCUCCAACUGUCUUGAAUAUGAAUGCAAUGCACCAGAGAGACAAACACGAGUGCAGCUAAAUGAUUUGUGAGGCUAAGGGGAUUUGGACAGCUAGCUUGUUCAAGAACUGGACUCUGUGUGUGUGUGUGUGUGUGUGCACACACUGGGGAUGUGGAGACAGCAAGUGCAUGACUUUUGGAAAUGCUAUCUUGACAUUUCUCCUGCUGUAUUGAGAAAGCUUUUCCCUCUGCUCCAAAAAAAGUUUAAGUAUCAAAAACACCAAGUUUGGGAGGAAACACGGACAUCUCCUAGCUAUAAGAAAACAAACUGAGGUUUAAAAUAUAUAAUAACAGGUCUAGAAAGAGGCAUAGAAUAAGAGACAGACACACUGAGGCCCUGAGGACAGAAUUGUCAGUUGGCCAGAGGUUUUAGAGUGAACCAGCUCGACUUCUCUGUUCUCUGAGGUCCAUGGCACGCACCCAAACGGCCAACGGUUUAAACAAAGGGACUACUGUCUUGCAUCAUUUCCCCUCUAUGGCACGGCUCUGGAAAAGCACUCCUUAUCACAGUUUACUGCCGGUCUCUAUCAGAGCUCUACUCUGUGCUAACACCCGGCCCGAAUGAAUUCGCAGUGCUCCGAAUGCAGCGUGUUGUAAAAACGGCACAGUGGGGCUGAUUUACAGGAGCACUUUUACUCACACACAUAAAUAUGUCAUUUUCUAAUGGAAAGAUUCCUCCCUGUCACUAUCACAUGAUGAAAUACCCUGCACUCACCUCGCUCCAGAAUUACAAAACUACAAGAAGUCUUUUGACGACGGUGGAAUUUGUCAAGCGCGAACUUUCGGCAUGCAAAAAACACUGGCUGAAGGUUCACGCUUGCAGGCUCUACACUGCUAUCCCUAUUAGAUAUCUACAAACAACAAUGUCUAAAGGAUAGAUGAUGCAUGCCAAACACACAUACUCAAACAGGAAACACACACACACACACACACAGGGCUUGCUUAUCAUCUCCAGGCUGCGUGAAAAACAGCCCCUCGGCUGAGUCCCCCCGAGGUGCCGGAGGAGCCAGAGCCAGCUGAACUUGGCUUCCAAUAUCACAGGCACGUCACGCCCACUUGGCCUCAGCGGCAGUGCAUUCCUGCAGAGCUCAUUGUCAAAAGCCAAAUGGUUUCUCUGGUGCACAGGCUGACACAACCGCAACGACAUUUCAUAAAUGCGGCGAGCUCACACGGAGGACAGCUGCAGUCCACUCAGCCAGUCUUCACCCCUUGUCCUUCCACGGCCUCUUCCCCCUUAACUGCAUACGCAAACAAGUCCAGAACGUUAGAUUAAAAAAAAAAAAAAAAACAUGCUCACUGUGCAAAAGAUUUCAUUUAUUUCAUAUUUAGAGGAAGUCUGCAAAUUGUUUUUGGUCUUUCUUUGACUUGUGUGUUAAUGUUAUCGUAAUAUCACAAGACACAAUCAUAUCAGGUAAAUAUUUAUACACCUAAAGGGCCGGAGCUGGACGACUGACUGCUCCACAUCCGGUCAGUGGAGGCUUGCUUUCAGUAAAAUACAGCAACCUACGAACAAAAGAAUGUUCACUGGUACAUCACUAUUUUUGUUUUUUGUUGUUUUUUUGUGUGUAGAAUAGGUUCAACGUAUGAUGUGAGACUCAAUCAUGCAUUUAUAAAUUCAUAAUAAAGUCAUUUUGGUCCAUUUA
Messenger RNA from Hemibagrus wyckioides, 8211 nucleotides. RefSeq names its product sprouty homolog 4 (Drosophila) (gene spry4). Bases 249 to 1187 code for a protein of 312 amino acids. Lineage: Eukaryota; Metazoa; Chordata; Actinopteri; Siluriformes; Bagridae. Gene Ontology annotation, biological process: negative regulation of MAP kinase activity; multicellular organism development; animal organ development. The record is from RefSeq and is a predicted model, not a curated record. Gene Ontology annotation, cellular component: cytosol; membrane. The transcript has 2 exons.